CGGGGAGAGAGACGGGGACUACUUUGCAUUUACAACCCCUUGGAGACGAUCGGUGUCUUUUAUCCUCGCCGGCUUUGGGGGCCAGGGAGGCGCCCGGGGCUCAUUGCCCGAGACGGGGAUCCCUUUCUCUCUCUCUCUCUCUCUCUUUUUUUAAUAUGAUGGAGGAUUAUAAACAUGGCGCCUUAAAGGAAAAAAAAAACUACAAAAUCAUGCACACUAUUGAAACACAAGAGAAGGCGGCUGGGGCGGGGGGGGGGGAAGGUUGAGCGUGCAAAUUCUUGCUUGGAUUGGGAGGAGGAGGGGAAAAAAGGGGGAAAGGAGGCAAAGGAUCAUGCAUGAUUGUGGACGGUGCCAAGUGGAUUGGAGGCGCCCCCCCCCUCUCCACCCUCCCUCCGUCUCCCGAAUAUGGAGAAUGGUUUCUUGGACAUCGUGGAAAUGUAGAAUGCGAUUUAUAAUGCGGAUUUGCGAUGCUUUUGUAUUAAUGAUCCCCUUUCUUUGGAUGCUUUUUUUUUAAAAGUGGGUGGUUUUUUCACUCUUUUUUUUUUUAAAUAAAGUUAUAUCUACCUGAAGGUUAAGGUGUGUAGAAAAUAGAGACUGGAGAGGGAAAGGGUGUGUGAGUGUGUGUGUGUGUGUGUGGUGGAGGAGAGUGAACUACUUUCCCGCUACGGCCUGCAUGCCACGUAAAGCCGCGGGCUCGCGUGACUGGAGAAGCCGCGCGGAGCGCAACCCUCGCCGGCCGCGCCCCUUUACCCCCGGUUGGGCCUCCUGGGCUGAGGGCGACGGCUCGCCUCCCUCCCCUCUCGCGGAGGAUACGUCUCCGAGGCGGCUCUGGAAGCAGCUAAACAAGCAGAAGGGGUCAUGGCGCGCUUAACGAAACGACGGCAGGCGGAUACUAAAGCUAUCCAACAUCUUUGGGCAGCUAUAGAAAUCAUUCGGAAUCAGAAGCAAAUUGCUAACAUUGACCGCAUAACAAAGUACAUGUCUCGGGUUCAUGGUAUGCAUCCCAAAGAGACCACACGUCAGCUUAGUUUAGCAGUGAAAGAUGGCCUUGUUGUGGAAACCUUGACAGUGGGAUGUAAGGGAUCAAAAGCUGGUAUUGAGCAAGAAGGAUAUUGGCUGCCUGGAGAUGAAAUUGCCUACAGUAUGCAGCCUUUCUCCCGGACAACAGCAAAAAUUAAGGACUGGGAGACAGAAACUCAUGACUGGUAUUGUUUUGAAUGCCAUUUGCCUGGAGAGGUGUUGAUAUGUGACCUGUGUUUUCGGGUGUAUCAUUCCAAGUGUUUAUCUGAUGAGUUCAGGCUUAGAGACAGCAGUAGUCACUGGCAAUGCCCAGUUUGCAGGAGCAUUAAGAAGAAGAACACGAGCAAGCAAGAGAUGAGCACGUAUUUGCGCUUCAUUGUCUCCCGUAUGAAGGAACGAGCUAUCGAUCUUAACAAGAAAGGCAAAGACAACAAACAUCCCAUGUAUCGCAGGCUGGUGCACACGGCUGUUGACGUUCCAACUAUUCAAGAGAAAGUAAAUGAAGGAAAGUACAGGAGUUAUGAAGAGUUCAAAGCAGAUGCCCAGCUUCUUCUACACAAUACCGUUAUUUUUUAUGGAGCGGACAGCGAGCAAGCUGAUAUAGCCAGGAUGCUUUACAAAGAUACCUGCCACGAGCUGGAUGAACUUCAGCUUUGCAAGAACUGUUUUUAUUUAUCAAAUGCGCGUCCUGACAAUUGGUUCUGCUACCCCUGUAUACCCAAUCACGAGCUAGUUUGGGCUAAAAUGAAAGGGUUUGGAUUCUGGCCUGCCAAAGUCAUGCAAAAAGAGGACAAUCAGGUUGACGUUCGUUUUUUCGGCCACCACCACCAAAGGGCCUGGAUCCCUUCAGAAAACAUUCAGGACAUCACGGUGAACAUACAUCGGCUGCACGUGAAACGCAGCAUGGGCUGGAAGAAAGCAUGUGACGAGCUAGAACUGCAUCAGCGCUUCCUUCGGGAUGGCAAAUUCUGGAAAUCAAAGAAUGAGGACAAAGGAGAGGAAGAAGCAGAGUCUAGCAUUUCUUCCACCAGCAACGAACAGCUGAAGGUUACUCAGGAACCAAGAGCAAAGAAAGGAAGACGUAAUCAAAGCGUGGAACCCAAAAAGGAAGUAAGAAACAGCAUGACUUUUGGUAUACCUGUGCCUGUACAUGAGGUAGAGUAAAAUUGCGAGAGGCGGCAUCCUUCUAAGCCUUCACAAAUGCAUCUUUUGUUCCAUUUUAAUUAAGAGUGGUGGGUUUCUUUUAAGAGGGCGCUUGACUCUGCUUCUGUUCAGAGCUGAGCAAAUUUACAUUAUUGCUUUGCCAGGCCUAUGCGUGCAUCUGUAUAUAUCUAGAACAUGUUGACAUUCCAUCAGGGAUUGAUGGCAAAAAUGGAAUCGUAAACUUUAUUGAUUUAUUUACAACAUUUAAAUUGUUAGAUGACCAGAAAACACAAUGUGGCAUGUUUCUGUGGCCUGGCGGAGAUGUAAUGUUGUCAUUCUUUUAACAGUGGUUAAGAUAGGGGGAGCAGGCCAAGGGCGCAAAUCCCCCCACCUUUCAUCUCUGAUAUGAAUUCUGCCUCCUUCCUUUGUCUUAAUUAGGGUUUAACAUAGUAAUUAUAACCUCUCGCCAGAGAUCCCAUCUUGAACCACAGCUUGAAACUAACAUGUGCAUCAGAUUCGCACAGUGCAGGAAGGAGAGGAAGGAAAUGCGUGGAUCUGCUGCCCCAUUUUCUAACCACAGUUAAGAAAUGGCCAAUGUUGUGGCUAGGUUGUGUUGUACAUAUAUUACAUGAAAACAUGUGUUUCGAUUAAGUUUAGUGUAUUUGUGCAGUUUUGUGGAUUAUCUUCUUAGCUCUUAAACAUUUCCCGUGCAACCAAAAUCAGAGAGAUGUCGUUUUCUUUUCCACAAGGUUCCAGUACUUACCAUAUACUACCAUAGAAAUAGUUUUGGGGAGGGUAUCUGUGUUUGUGUACAGUAGAAGAGUUAGAUUUGCAUCCAAUAAUCCCAACAGGAUUUUCAGAGCAGAAACUUUCUAAGAUCAAAGCUCCCUUGACCAGAUGCCAUGGCGAGUUAAUUGAUUUUUAUAUUAGAUGUAUAUGUGUGUGUCAUCAAGUCACAGAUAAUGUAUGGAGACCCUGCAGGGUUUUUAAGGCAAGAAAUGUUUGGAGGUAGUUUGCCAAUGGAGGUAGUUUGUCAUGUGGGUUGGGAGAGUUUUAAGCGAACAGUGACUGGUCCAAGAUCACCCAGCGGGUGACCUUGUGGAGGAGUGGAGAAUUGAACCCAGUUCUCCAGAUUGGAGUCCACUGCC
This is a messenger RNA of Sphaerodactylus townsendi, 3311 nucleotides long. RefSeq names its product zinc finger MYND-type containing 11 (gene ZMYND11). NCBI's taxonomy places the organism in Eukaryota, Metazoa, Chordata, Lepidosauria, Squamata, Sphaerodactylidae. Gene Ontology annotation, biological process: regulation of transcription elongation by RNA polymerase II. The transcript is spliced from 13 exons. Bases 859 to 2184 code for a protein of 441 amino acids. The record is from RefSeq and is a predicted model, not a curated record. Gene Ontology annotation, molecular function: transcription corepressor activity; protein binding; DNA binding.